Lates calcarifer (barramundi perch) is the source of this 937-nucleotide messenger RNA. Its product is annotated as inositol 1,4,5-triphosphate receptor associated 2-like. Gene Ontology annotation, biological process: actin filament organization; chromosome localization to nuclear envelope involved in homologous chromosome segregation; spindle assembly. The coding region runs from base 167 to 937 and encodes 256 amino acids. Lineage: Eukaryota; Metazoa; Chordata; Actinopteri; Centropomidae. The transcript has 10 exons. Gene Ontology annotation, molecular function: dynein complex binding. The record is from RefSeq and is a predicted model, not a curated record. Gene Ontology annotation, cellular component: nuclear outer membrane; meiotic spindle pole; chromosome, telomeric region.
GUUUGGUUCCUUCGGUAGUUGAACACUCGACGCUCUCUGAUGGAAACACGGUUAAACACCAAAAUAUUAGCAAGUGUGAGAAACGCCCCGGGACUGAGAAAUGGAAACAAAGAGAAAGAUCAUGUAGGAACGUGACGUCUCCAGAGACUCAGGAGAAACUGGCACAAUGUCGGACGGCAACGAUGUGUGGGAGUCUCCCGGCUGUGGGACGAGGGACGAGGACAGAAAAGACUCGAGUGGAUUCUCUGAACACGAACUCCUCGACAUCAUGUAUAAUACAUGUAACACCUCCAGCUCAGGAGAGGUGUUGGCCUCCACCAUCGUGCAGUACCUGCAGACCAUGACGGCUCAGAGUCCGGAGCAGGACAGACUGGCCGCCCUGAGACGGCUGCUCGACCCGGACUGUCAGGACCCGCAUGUGAGCAGAGAGACUUUCCACGCCACCAUGAGAGAGUGGAUCGCCCAGUGCAGCCAGGACAGCUCUGAUGUGGAGGGCAGCCAUGUGUCUUGGCCAGACUCUGCUAAAGUGCCUGUAAAUGGGCUGGAUUUCUCAUGUUCUCAGAGCAAAGCGGCGUCCUCGGAAAACCACCAGUGUUCCUGCGAUGGAAAAGACCUGUUAGGCACCGUGGCCGAACUGAAGCACGCUCACCGCAAGCUGAGCGAGCAGAACAGCGGCCUGCUGAGGACGGUGGCUCAGUGUGAGGACGUGAACCUGCAGCUCACUCUGGAGAUCACUGACCUGAGAGCAAAGCUGGCCAGUGCUCAGCGGUCAGCAGUGAGAGUCAGAUCCCUGACAGAAGAACUGGAGGAGACCCGCCGGGCCUUUAAAGAGGCCCAGGAGAGAGCCGCUCGCUCCCAGACCAGCUGCACCAAACUGAGCAAUGAGGUCGAAUGCCUGAAGGUUCACAUCAGGAGGCUUGAAGAUAAGGUGACGUAG